Messenger RNA from Pelodiscus sinensis (Chinese soft-shelled turtle), 873 nucleotides. The record is from RefSeq and is a predicted model, not a curated record. NCBI's taxonomy places the organism in Eukaryota, Metazoa, Chordata, Testudines, Trionychidae.
UCUCGUCCUUGGCAUGUUCCUUGGAAGGAUCCUGUGUUGACUGCAGGCGUUUCUGAAAAAGCACUCAAAGCUGCUGCUUUGAGGAAUGGCCUUUCUGAGGACAGGAAUCUUGGGCUGUUAGAAUUGCAAUUCUUCCCACGGCUAACUGUGUCCUUGUUUGUCUGUUUGCAGUUCUGGCAUAAAGCAUGUUUCCACUGCGAGAUAUGCAAGAUGACCCUAAACAUGAAAAACUACAAGGGCUAUGAGAAGAAGCCGUAUUGCAAUGCACACUACCCGAAGCAGUCCUUCACCAUGGUGGCCGACACUCCGGAGAACCUGCGUCUAAAGCAGCAGAGCGAGCUGCAGAGCCAGAUUCGCUACAAGGAGGAGUUUGAGAAGAACAAAGGGAAGGGCUUCAGCGUGGUGGCCGACACCCCCGAGCUGCAGAGAAUCAAGAAGACUCAGGACCAGAUCAGCAACAUAAAGUACCAUGAAGAGUUUGAGAAGAGCAGGAUGGGCCCGAGCAGCGGCGAGGGCGGUGAACCGGAACGCAGGAACUCGCAGGACGGCGCCAACUACAGGAGACCCGUGGAACAGCAUCAGCAGCCUCCGGCCCAGCCCAGCAGCCCUGGCUACCAGCAGCAGCCUCCAUCUCAGUCCUUUGGCUUCAAGGAGCCUGCAGUGCCAGUCUCUACACAGCGUAACGCCCCGUCUGGAGGAGGAGGAGGAGGAGUGAGUAUAGCCCCAGUGGCGCUGAGCCUGCCCAGUGCUCAUGCUAGGUGGGGGUCUCCGGAGUGGCUGCUAGCACGGUCAGCACUUGGCUGCGGUCAUGCAGCCUGCCCUAGCUGCUGCAGCUCCCCUUGCAUGCAGGCCUGCUGACCGGGCAGGGAGCAA